Molecule: messenger RNA, 3499 nt
Organism: Puntigrus tetrazona (Sumatra barb)
Lineage: Eukaryota; Metazoa; Chordata; Actinopteri; Cypriniformes; Cyprinidae
Gene: masp1
Product: MBL associated serine protease 1
Exons: 12
Coding region: 124-2385 (753 amino acids)
Biological process (GO): zymogen activation; complement activation
Cellular component (GO): blood microparticle; extracellular region
Molecular function (GO): calcium ion binding; serine-type endopeptidase activity
Source: RefSeq, a predicted model, not a curated record
CACACACACGGUCCGUGGGGGAGAGGACUCAUUGUAAACAGUUGCAAUGUGACGUGUGGAGAAAAACUUGAGUUCAGACGGGAAUGCAGCACCUUUCCAACUCACAGAGGAAUUCAUAAAGUCAUGGAGCUUACACGAGUCAUUGUGAUCUUGGCCCAAUGCGUAUGGCCCUUGUGGACUCAAGUCAUCCACCUAACGGACAUGUAUGGGACCAUCAAGUCUCCAAACUUUCCUGAAUCCUAUCCGAAAGAGAUAGAUAUACAGUGGAAUAUUACCGUAACAGAUGGAUAUAAAAUCAGAAUCUAUUUUAUGCACUUCGACAUAGAGCCGUCAUACCUGUGUGAGUACGACUACUUGAAGGUGUACUCAGACUUGGAAGAGCUGGCUGUGUUUUGUGGAAAAGAAAGUACAGACACAGAACAGGUUCCUGCGGAUAAUGUCAUCACGUCCCCUAGGAACUUGCUCAGUGUGGCGUUCCGUUCGGACUUCUCUAAUGAGGAACGCUACUCUGGAUUUGAGGCUCACUUUAGUGCCGUUGACGUGGAUGAAUGCAGAGACAGAAAUGAUGAAGAUCUUGUCUGUGAUCAUUUCUGUCACAACUACAUCGGUGGCUUCUACUGUUCUUGUCGCUAUGGGUUCCUGCUUCAUUCUGACAACAGAACUUGCAAAGUGGAGUGUAAUGAAAGCGUGUACACGGAGCGCUCUGGGGAGAUUACAAGUGCUGAUUUUCCUAAACCGUACCCAAAAAGCUCUGACUGCACAUACCGCAUUGAGCUGGAAGAAGGUUUUCUAAUCACUUUGGAGUUUGAUGACACCUUUGACAUUGAAGACCACCCUGAAGUCACCUGCCCCUACGACUUUAUCAAAAUUAAUGCAGGAGACAAGGAUUUUGGCCCAUUUUGUGGUGAGCAGUCACCUGGGAAGAUCCAGACAGGAAGUAACAUAGUCAACAUCCAGUUUCAGAGUGACAACACCGGCGAGAAUCUUGGAUGGAAACUCACUUACACCUCCACUGGUUCUGAAUGCUCUCCUCUUGCGGCGCCCUUUAAUGGACACCUGGAGCCUCUGCAGUCUAACUACAUCUUCAAAGAUCACGUUACGCUGACCUGUGACCCUGGAUACUCACUGAGACUGGUUGGAGAGAAGUCGCCAUUCACUUCUGCUGAUAAAGAUGAUAAAGAAUUUGAGCACUAUCAGAUCGAGUGUCAGAGGGAUGGGAAAUGGAGCAGUGACGUCCCGCUGUGUAAAAUGGUUGACUGUGGUCCAGUGGAUGUAGUUCUGGGUGAGGUGAUUUUUAAAAGUUCUGGAAACAGUACCGUGUUUGGAUCCAGAAUCCAGUACAGCUGCAGAGACUCUCUCCAGAUCAACAACACUUACACCUGUAAUCAGAGCGGGGAAUGGGUGAGCGAGGACGGGACGCCCCUGCCCACUUGUCUGCCAGAAGAUUUGGAAAGAACCCUGAGUACCAAUUCUGAAUCUCCACUUCCUAAUCCAUUAGCAAGUACUCCUCUCGCAUGUGGUGAGCAGUCACAGCUCUUCCCAGCACAGCAGAAGCGAAUCGUUGGUGGGAGAACAGCGUCUCCGGGUCUGUUCCCCUGGCAAGUUCUGCUCUCAGUAGAGGACGUGUCCCGUGUCCCUGAGGAUCGCUGGUUUGGUAGCGGUGCUCUCCUCUCCUCCACUUGGGUUCUCACGGCCGCUCACGUUCUAAGAUCUCACCGUCGUGAUCUUUCGGUCGUCCCUGUCGCUUCUGAACACAUCCGAGUCCACUUGGGCCUCACAGAUGUAAGGGAUAAGCACCUUGCCACCAACCGGUCUGUAACGAAAGUCAUCCUCCAUCCUCAGUUUGAUCCUCAAAACUAUAACAACGACAUUGCUCUGGUCAAACUCAGCCAGGAGGUGGUGCUGUCUGCAUUAAUACGACCCGUGUGUCUACCAAGGCCUGGUGUAAAAGGUCAAGCCCUGAUGCCUUUGCCCAACACACUGGGUAUAGUGGCUGGUUGGGGCAUUAACACAGCCAACGCUUCUGCUUCUACCAGUGGCUUGACCUCAGAUUUAGGCACCGUCUCCGAGCUGCUCCAGUACGUGAAACUCCCAGUUGUGCCCCAGGAUGAAUGUGAAACUAGUUAUGCAUCACGCUCCGUCAACUACAACAUCACCAGCAAUAUGUUCUGCGCUGGCUUCUACGAGGGCGGUCAGGACACCUGUUUGGGGGACAGUGGCGGAGCGUUUGUCACCCAGGAUGCCCAGAGUGGGAGAUGGGUGGCACAAGGACUGGUGUCCUGGGGCGGGCCAGAGGAGUGUGGCAGUCAAAGGGUGUAUGGGGUGUACACUCGGGUGGCAAACUACAUCCACUGGCUACACAGACACAUGAAUGUGGACCGCUGAUGGUGAGGAAGUCGGAAAAGUGUAGUAGAGCUGGAAGUCUCUCCUCAUUUUUAGUUUUUAUCAUCUUAUUUUAUCAUUCUUAUCAUUUUCUACAAACUUAAAGGUGCUAUAUGUAGGAUUGACACCGAGUGGUUGAACUAGGUAUUGCAGUCCAAAUUCAAAAUAUUGAUGUUUUUUUUUUCACUAGGCUCUUCCUCCUCAGACUUGACACACACGCAGGUUGCCAGAUUGACGACACCAACGGGAACGAGCGCACAUGGCAAUGAAUGAACGGUAUUAUUAUGCCUUAGUAAAGUCAAAAUUAAAGCAAGUCGAGAGUUACACACUGAAGUGUUCACAAAGUGUUUAUUUGUAGUACAGAUGGUAUGAACUUGCGCUGGCCGCUUGAGUCAACUAGAAAGAACCAUAUAUUCAUCAAGUUUUUACUCAUCUCAGUUUUGGCCCCAUGCUUGAAUCCUUCAUCCUUUUUCAACAUCUGCUGUUAUUUAAAACUUAUACUAUACUCUUGUAAAAUGAUAUUACCCUUCAGUACUGGUAAAGGUUUUUAGCUUAUGAAGACAGCAUACAUUUUUUACACUACCGUUUAAAAGUUUGGGGCCAGUAAGUGUUUUAAGAUUUAUUAUUUUAAAAUAAAUUAACACUUUUUCAUCAAACAAUCCUGAAAAAGAUGAAAAUAGUAAGCAGCACAACCAUUUUCAAGAGCGAUCAUAAUAAAAAAAAUAUAUUUCUUUAGCACCAAAAUCAGCAUUAUAUUUGAAUUAUUUUUGGAGGGUGGGUCAUGUGACUGAAAAUGUAGUUUCUCUAUCAAAUAUCUAAAAUACAUAUGAAAAAAAAAAAUCAAUUGUACUAAUAUUUUGCAUUAUUAACAGUAUUUUUGCACAAUGCAGCCUUGGAACAUAUGAAAAACUUUUUGUAAGACAUCACAAUUUUUUACCUAUCCUAAGUAUUUUAAUGUCAUGAUACAAAAGCAAAAUAUAUAAUAUACAUCUUUAUAAUGAUACAUAUAAUAAAAAAUUGGUUACACUCCUUUUAAAAAGCUGCACUGAUGUAGUUGCAUUGUUAUAUCUGCACACGUUGAUGUAAUAUGAAUUAAAUAAAUGUUUUAAGAAACCUG